AGAGUCAGUCCACCCCAUGUAUGUCCAGAGUCUCCUGUGUGUGGGCAGUAAACACGCUGCCCAUCUUUGAGGGGGGAAGAAAAGAAAGCUUGUUAUGGCCACACAACCACAGCUCAUUGUGAUCUGGUUGAGAGCUCCUGCUUCAAUACUGAGAAGCACAAGUUAAGGUCCAGAAUUGUGUCCAACCACAGCUUUUCCCUGAGCAUGGUGACAUCGAGUGGAACGUUACAGACCCAGUAGAUGACUUCUGGAGUUGGGCUCAGUCCUCACGGCAAAAGCUUCAACAUGCUGGCCAUCAUUGAGUCCUGGGAAGAGGAGGGAAGCUACUACGAGGACAGCACCGGUCAGUUUCUGUUCAUCUUGCUGUUAAAGGUGGGCCUGGACUGUCUGGUCCUGUCGAUGUGCUUGCGCUGGCUGCACACCUCCUUCAUGGGCGUCUGUGGCCUCUCCGUCUUCCUGGUUGAUGUGUUGUUGUUGUGCGCUGUGGCGGCUGUGUGGUUCCUCGGAUCCGCCCGCUCCCCGGUGUCCAUCUGCUUCCUCUUGGCUCAUGCCUCAGCCGUAUUCAACGCGCUGCCUCUGCCCAUGCUGGGCCUGGGGCUGCUGGACUACGCCUCCGAGCCACGCUACACCACGUGCCACGACGCUCCCUGUAGGGACCUAUGGAACUAUGCCCUGACGCUGCUGGUGUGGGUGCUUGCCGGUGUGCACUCCUGCUGCUCAGCAGUCACCAUCCUCCUAGAGGUUGAGUACGAGGGAGGGAGGAACGCUUUAGGGUGCACUGUGCAGGAGUCUGUGUUUGUGGUACAUUUCUCAGUGGGGAUCUCCGUGGCCAUCUGCUGUGUAAUGCUGCUCCACUACAAACAGAUGCCUUUGUGGCUGAAGGAGGCCAACAGGCUGUCAGAGCAGAGGGAUAAAGUUAACCCAAUGUUGCAGAGCCACUUGAGAUUCAGGUAUGCCAAGUUACAGCAGCUAGGGGGUGACGAGGACGAGCAGAAAGCACUGUCAGUGGAGACUGAAAGGCAGAGGCCCCCCCUUUACCUCAGCCUGACUUUGGACUUUGGCACAACGUGGGCAUCUUACCUGGUCAUGUGCAUCGCCUGUGAGCUUUUGGGCCUUGCAGUCCCUGCCUACAUCAGCAUCAACCUCCUAUGGUUGGAGUGUGCCAACAGCGUAUUGGUGGGGCUGGUGUUUUGGCUCAAGAGCGACUGACUGAGGCCUUACACCGCCAGUGGCAUGUUUACUGGCACUUAAAUAGUCCUCCUGGUUUUGACCCUGGCUUGCCCUGACUCUGUACCCACCUGCUUGACUAUUCUGCCUGCCACUCUGUACCUCCUGGACUCUGACCUUGUUAUGAACUUUUUGCCUGUCCCUUGGAUACUAAUACAUAUCAGAGACUCAAACCAUCUGCCUCCCGUGUCUGCGGGAAAUGUGCAAGGAGAUAACUAGGUAUGCAUGCAAAUUCUGGUCCAUUCAUGCAGUAACGUUAUGGCUUUUUUUUAAAAAUUGAUUGUCAAAUCACAUUUUAUUUGUCACAUGCGCCGAAUACAAUACAACACUUACAAGUCCUUAACCAACAAUGCAGUUUUAAGAAAAUAGAGUUAAGAAAAGAUUGACUAAGUAAAUGAAAUAACACAAAAUAACAAUGAGGCUAUAUACAGGGGGUAACGGUACCCAGUCAAUAUGUGGGGGUACAGGUAAAUUGUUAGAACAGAUGUUUACAUAGGGUAUAGAUAGCUAACGUUAGCGAACUUUAAAGUCGACUUCGUCUAAACAUCAGACUGUUACCAUGGUUACUCCAUGGAUUAUCAGUCGCCCUAAAAAAGACGUCAUAGUCUUCACCAUCCAGAAUGUUUACAUUUGUUUUACCAGUUGUACAUACUGUUUGUUCUUUUGUCAGUAUGAGAUGGGAUCCACAGGAAAGGGUUGUUUACCCAACUUUUUGUGGCGCUAGUAGGUUGUCACUUGUAUUUUCAAGCCUUUCAAGCGUUGCAGGUGAUGCACAAUAUGUCAACAAUAAUGGCCGAAUGUAACCAAAUGUAGUGCACAAAGGCACGUUUCCUUGCAAAUCAGUUGUGGUUCGUUUAGGCUCGGCCAUAUCGUGAAAGUGUUUGUCACUGUCAAAUUGCAUCAGUAUAUACGAUGUAUUCGGGAAAGUAUUCAGACCAUUUGACUUAUUCCACAUUUUGUUACAGCCUUAUUGUUAAAUUGAUUAAAUAGUUUCCCCCCCUCAUUAAUCAACACACAAUACCCCAUAACGGCAAAGCAAAAAUAGAAUUUCAUAAAUAUUUGCACAUUUAAAAAAAACGUAAAUAUCACAUUUACAUAAGUAUUCAGACCAUUUACUCAGUACUUUGUUGAAGCACCUUUGGCAGUGAUUACAGCCGUGAGUUUUUUUUGGUAUGGUGCGACAAGCUUGGCACACCUGUAUUUGGGGGUUCUCAAAUUCUUCUCUGCAGAUCCUCUCAAGCUCUGUCAGGUUGGAUGGGGAGUGUCGCUGCACAGAUAUUUUCAGGUCUCUCCAGAUAUGUUCGAUCGGGUUCAAGUCCGUGCUCUGGCUGAGCCACUCAAGGACAUUCAGAGACAUGCCCCAAAGCCGCUACCGCAUUGUCUUGGCUGUGUGCUUAGGGUCGUUGUCCUGUUGGAAGGUACCCUUCGCCCCACUCUGAGGUCCUGAGAGAUCUGAAGCAGGUUUUCAUCAAGGAUCUCUCUGUCCUUUGCUCUGUUCAUCUUUCCCUCAACCCUGACGGGUCUCCCAGUCCCUGCCGCUGAAAAACAUCCCCACAGCAUGAUGCUGCUACCACCAUGCUUCACUGUAGGGAUGGUGCCAGGUUUCCUCCAGACGUGAUGCUUGGCAUUAUCAGACCGGAGAAUCUUGUUCCUCAUGGUCUGAGUUCUUUAAGUGCCUUUUGGCAAACUCCAAGUGGACUGUCGUGUACCUUUUACUGAGGAGUGGCUUCCGUCUGGCCACUCUACCAUAAAGGCCUGAUUGGUGUAGUGCUGCAGAGAUGGUUGUCCUUCUGAACGUGUAUGUCGAUUAAGGCAGCCCCCCGCACCUCUCUGAUUCAGAGGGGUUGGGUUAAAUGCGAAAGACGCAAUUCAUUUGAAGGCAUUCAGUUGUACAACUGACUAGGUAACCCCAUUUCCUUCCCCUUCUGGAAGGUUCUUCCAUCUCCACAGAGGAACUCUGGAGCUCUGUCAGAGUGACCAUUGGGUUCUUUGUGACCUCCCUGACCAAGGCCCUUCUCACCCGAUUGCUCAGUUUGGCCAGGCGUCCAGCUCUAGGAACUUCCUCCAUUUAAGAAUGAUGGAGGCCACUGUGUUCUUGGGGACUUUCAAUGCUGCAGAAAUGUUUUGGUACACUUCCCCAGAUUGGUGCCUCGACACAAUCCUGUCUCGGAGCUCUACGGUCAAUUCCUUUGACCUCAUGGCUUAGUUUUGGCUCUGACAUGCGCUGCCAACUGUGGGACCUUAUAUAGACAGUUGUGAGCCUUUCCAAAUCAUGUCCAAUCAAUUGAAUAGACCACAGGUGGACUCCAAUCAAGUUGUAGAAACAUCAAAGAUGAUCAAUAGAAACAGGAUGCACCUGUGCUCAAUUUCGAGUCUCAUAGCAAAGGGUCUGAAUACUUAUGCAAAUAAGAUCUCUUUUUUAUUUAUUUGCAAACAUUUUAAAAAACUGUUUUCGCUUAGUCA
Messenger RNA from Oncorhynchus keta (chum salmon), 3690 nucleotides. RefSeq names its product probable G-protein coupled receptor 160. Gene Ontology annotation, cellular component: plasma membrane; signaling receptor complex. Bases 241 to 1209 code for a protein of 322 amino acids. The record is from RefSeq and is a predicted model, not a curated record. NCBI's taxonomy places the organism in Eukaryota, Metazoa, Chordata, Actinopteri, Salmoniformes, Salmonidae. The transcript is spliced from 3 exons.